UGCCAUUCUAGCUUCUUAAUACUUCAUCUCCUCUGCAGUUCACAUAACGACUUUCAGAAUUCUCACUGCCUCCUUCUUUCUAGAGCAUUCAAAUAUUCAACCUGAUGCAAAGGAACAGACAUAUUUUUUAAACCUUUGACUUUUUAACAAGUCAUUAUUUACUAAAGUGUUCCCAUUACUAGUCAUUUUAAAUUUAUAAUAAUAGGGUGAACAACAUACAGCUUGAAAUACAUGUGAAUUCACAAUCUGUAGUUUCUGAUGGUCUCUUAUAGGCUCUGGCUGACUUAACUCUGUUUCAACACUGGUUGGUAUUUAGUGUGCUUGUCUUAGGCAGCCAUUACCCACCCCCCCCCUCUCUCUCUCUCUCACACACACACACACAUAUAUAUAUUAUAUAUAAUGUUUACUGGCCUGACAUCACUCCUCCCACCAUAUGAUGGCCACAGUAUAGCCCUCAGAGGAUGCAUCCCUCAUCCCAUCACUGAAUUUGCCAGCACCUUGAUCUUGAACCAGAAUAUGAGAAAUUAUUUUUUAUUGUGUAUGCACUAUCUGGUUCUCUGUUGUUGCCACACAAAAACCAGACAAAUAAUAGAAUUAAACUAGACUGGUUCAGGAGGAGCUGCUGGACAUUGUCUGAGACAAUUUUCUCAUUUCUUGUCUUGACUUAACAAGUGUAGGCACACAUUGCUAGUUGUCGUCCCAAAAUUGCACAGUGGUUGGUAACGGUGCUGUAAGUUUGGGACUGCUAAUAUAGCAUGGGAUUGCUCAUGAUCACAAUGUGUCUGAUGUGUUAUAAAAUGUUAAAUCAAGUCCAGAUACUGUAAGAAGAAAGAGGGUGAAGUUGACAGCAGGAGAAAACUUCCAGAGCUAACCUGACCCUAAGCAGUUUUGUGACUUUUAAAGAAAUCACUUCACCUAGAUAGCUUUCAAUUUCUUUUUGAGUAAAAUGAAAGAAUCAAAUCGAUUAGAGUCUCUCAGGAGGCCUGCUGCUCGGACUUCCAGUGAGUGAUGCUUUGCACUCUGCCCUUGGAGACAGGAAGAGUGUCCUCAAUUUCCCCAAAGGUACAGCUCUGCAGGAAUCAGGAUGCAGGCCAAAUACAGCAGCACCAGGGACAUGCUCGAUGACGAUGACACCACCGUAAGCCUGUAUUCUGGAGCUUCCACAGUCACCAGACGGGCAGAGCCCAGGCACUCAGAGAAUGAGACUCCCUCUUCAGUUUGGCGCCCUGUGGCCUUGACCCUGCUGACCUUGUGUUUGGUGCUGCUCAUCGGCCUGGCAGCCCUGGGCCUUGUGUUUUUUCAGUUCUACCAGCUCUCCAAUACCCAGCAAGACACCAUCAUUGAAAAGGAUGAAAGGCUGGGGAACAUAUCUCGACAACUGCAGUCGCUCCAGAUCCAGAAAAGGAAACUCAUAGAAACCCUGCAGCAGGUAGCUGUGAAACUGUGUCGUGAACUCUACAACAGAAGUGGAGGACACAGAUGCAGUCCUUGCCCAGAAAAAUGGAAGUGGCAUGGGGACAAAUGCUACCAGUUCUAUAAAGAGAGCAAAAGCUGGCAAGGUUGUGAAUACUUCUGCCUGGCUGAAAAUGCCACCAUGCUGAAGAUAAGCACACAGGAAGAUCUGGAUUUUGCCAUGCCUCAGAGCUACUCUGAGUUUUUCUACUCUUAUUGGACAGGGCUCUCCCGCAAUGGCAGUGGCAAAGCCUGGCUGUGGACAGAUGGGACAUCUUACUCCUUUGAACUGUUUGAAAUUAUAAUAGAUCCCACCAAUCUAAGAAACAGGGAUUGUAUGACCAUCUUCAAUGGAAAGGCUUACUCAAAGGACUGCAAAGAGCUGAGGAGGUGUGCCUGUGAGAGGACGGCAGGGAGAGUGGUACCCGAGGUGCUCCAGUAGGUGCCAUGAAACAUUGAACAGAGGGGGCCCAUAGGUCAGCCUCAACCACCAGCAAAAGGACUGAGUCAAGUGAGGUCAACGCAGAGGACAUCCAAAGCUUUGAAAAACCGAGAGGCAGCUGUUGGGACUGGUACUUGAGAGACUGUCCUGGUUCUGACUCAGCAUCAUCCAUUACCUGAGCUCCAGUUCGUGCACACAUUUACCUGUUACAAGGAUUCUUACUCAUGAACCACCAACUAGCCUCAGUAAGCUAGAGAGUUGUCCUCUUUGAUUUACGGAAGUCUUUCAGCUUUCUCCCUUCUCAGUAUCUGUUUUCACCCUCUUUUUCAUGUCUCUCUUACACUAGGAAAAGAGACGCCUAAGAAAAUAAAGCUGUUGAUAUGAAGCCACUUACUGUGUGUGGUGGAAUCCACACAAGUAUUGGUGCCUUCCAGUUCUCAGCACUUGGAAGGUAGAGGCAAGACAUGAAAAGUUUAAGGCCACCCUCAGCUACAUAGCAUCCUAGGCUGUAUGAGAACCUCUUCUCAAACAGAAAGAAGGGGCAAAAGAACCAGAGAGAAAAAAGAGAAAAAAGAAAGGAGAAAAGCAAAGCAAAACAGUGAACAGAAGAAAAGGAAGUGAGACCCUUUGUCCUAACAGGCAGUCCAAGAGAAACUAGCAGAUGUCCCACUCCUGUGCUGUUGUAAACACAGCUGAUUCUUUGUUUCCAGUUCACACUUUGCCUCUCCCAGGCUCUCAACAAUGACUUUGCCUGCUACACUGCUGGCCAGCUUUUUAACUGAGAUGGAAAUUGUGUCAAUCUCCACUCCAUCAAUUGUGUCUUUCUUCUAAUCAUGUCUCCUGGGAAAGAGAUGUUCUCAACUCUGAUCUAAGUUAGAAUUGCUGUCCCUGUACUCCAACAAGGAGACUGGAGUAGAGAGAAAAAAAAAAAUAGUUUCUUUACAUGCACAGAUAAUAGUUUGAUUACUUCCUCCAUCACGUUUGAAUCAUGUUUAUACCUUUCAGGUACUAAAGUUUCAAUAAUAAUAACUGUGAUGAAUGUGAAAUGGGUGUGGUUUCAGAAUGGAUUUGUGAUUUGGGGGAAUAUUAGCAAGGGAAUGCUUUUCACACUAUGUUAAUAGAACUGUUUGACUACUUAUGACUUGACAAUUAGUGGGGCCACUCUGAGGAUAUUGUUUGUGGGAUAUUUGAGAUUAAGAAGGUGUACAAAGCAAAUUGUCUUCCAGUGGGGGCUUUAUGAUAUUCCUAGUGAAAUGACUGGGAUAAAAUCAUGACAUCAAGUUUGGUAUGUUGAGUAACCAAGGUGUGAUAGACCACAUGAUUGAUUUCUGAACAAGCUUCGGAGGAAAAAGAGAGGCUGUGAUGUCUACACAGUCAGACUCUUGACUAGACAUGAGUUUCUCUGGGUGAUGACAUUCAAAACUAUAACAGGGGUCAUUGUGAAUAGCACCAUGUCAACUGGCUUCAUUAGUUAUAGAUAAACCGACACUAUGGGACUGACAGCACCAGUAUAAGAAUUCAGACUCUUACUUUUCAACAGUAAAAACUUGGAAACAUUUGUUUCAUGGUGAAAUUAUAUUAACUUAGCCGGUUUGUGAUAAGAACAAUUCUGCAUUUAUUUUCAUAAGACUUAAUUUGACAACGGUUACUUAUCGAAACAUUACUGGCAAGCUACUUACGUUUUCUUUUAGAUUUCCUUCUAACUAUCUAGGGGAUUUCUUCAAUGAUGAAUGAAUUCUAUGCAGGUUUACUGUGUCAAGCACAUAGAAGUGCAUUUGUGGUUUUGAAAUUUAAGUCUCUCUUGGUUUAUUUAUUUAUUGAGCAAAUCGCAUCACUUCAUGUAGCUUAUUAAAAAGUGGAAAUAUUUUUAAUUUUCCUAUGAUGUUACUUAAAAUGUAGUAAGUGUGAAGUUACUCUCAUAAUGUGGGUUGUAAUAGAAAAUGUAAGGGGAAUUAAGAAAAUAUUUUAAAGGGUUUAAUGAUUCUUAUUUAAAUAUAGGGGACACAAAUGCAUCAUUUGUAUUCAUUAAAGAGAAAAACUAUUCUCAAUUAUUUCCCAAAAUUAAAA
Molecule: messenger RNA, 3961 nt
Organism: Peromyscus leucopus (white-footed mouse)
Lineage: Eukaryota; Metazoa; Chordata; Mammalia; Rodentia; Cricetidae
Gene: Clec1a
Product: C-type lectin domain family 1 member A
Exons: 7
Coding region: 1085-1894 (269 amino acids)
Source: RefSeq, a predicted model, not a curated record